AUGGCCAUGGCCAAGGAGAUGCUCGAUUCUGACAGGGUCAACUAUCUCAUCUGGAGGUACCUCGUCGAGUCAGAUUAUUCGGAGACUGCCGUCCAGCUGCAGAAGGAGUGGAACAUCCAGAAUCCGCAACAACACUUUGAUUUUGCGCCUCAUGUCCAGAAUUACACACUAGUUUCGGUUUUGAACCGAGGCCUGUUGUACAAUGUACAGGAACGCGAAGCCCAACAGCCUCUUCGCGAUGCUUCGGCCUCUCCUGCAUUUGGAUUCUUCGGGCCUCUGAUGCUAGCAUCACCGCCUGCCGAAGUUGAGGAAGAAGAAGAUCACGAAAAUCUGAGAAAACGACAAAUCGAGAACAACAGCGAGCAACCCCACAACCAGCCUGGACCACCGAUCAAGCGGCCCCGGCUCAGCAACGGCUACGGAACUGGAUUCGACUCUACUCCCAUGGAUGUCGAUGACGAUCCAAAUGGUGACGAGAACGCUUAUCCGUCACCAGAGCAGCUUCCCUCUCCGGUCGUGGCGACCGUUGGGCCUGAGAUUGGCACCCAGGUCGAGAAAGUGAACGAACUUACCUCCUCCGAGACGUACUUUCUCGAGCUUUCAGAUAAUCCUUCGGCCAGGAACGUCGUCCUUCUUCAGUGCGAGUUCAAUCCUCAAAAGGCGGAACUCUUGGCAGCUGCCGGUACCGAUGCGCUAGCCCGCAUGUGGACCCUGCCGCCAAGUCCCGACUCAGGUUCUGGUUCCGAGAGCCCCGGCAAAGGUCGUCAUGGUAUUAAUCGAGGUACGGACCACCAGCCGCUUCUCGACGAAUCUGUGUCCCCCAGUACUACGGUUACAGGCCUCGCGUGGUCCCCGGACGGAGAGCAUAUCGCUGUUGCAAGUGAGCCAAUCGAGGAAGGGAAUGCACGAAUUGAAUUUUUCCAUCGUGAUGGAUCUCCAUUCCACUCGGUCAACGGCUUUGACUCGCCAGUGAUUUGUCUUCGGUGGAGUGAAACAGGUAAAGCUUGCCUAGCAAUCUCUCCCCAGAAUGAGAACAAGGGCACGGUUAUAACGAUCAUGUAUCCUCUGCUGGAUUACUCCAUCAACUUCUCUCUGCCGCAACACAUUCUGGUUGACCAGACUCUAGACGCUGCUUGGAAAGGAGACGAUCAGUUUUUCCUUUGUGGCGGAAGCCUUCUACAGCAAUGUGCUCUUGCCGACCGUGCUGUCGUCCUCGGAAAAAGGUUCGAAGUACCUGUAGGCGAAGCGCUCUGUAAGAUUGCUUACGACCACCGAUCUGGAUUGCUAGCUACUGCAAGCGAAUCCGGCACAGUAGGAAUCUGGAAUGAUACAGAGCGUUGCAAGUCGUUCGAUGCUCAUCAAGGUGUGAUUACGUCUAUAUUAUGGCAACCUCGCCAGUUUCCACUCGUGUCAGAACACGAAACCGCACGAUUCCUUGCAACCGCUGGAGAUGAUGGCGCAAUUAGCAUAUGGAAUGUCUAUUCGUCAGAAGAGAAGUCGGUGUCAUCCAUGACGAUGGGGUCCGCUGUAGUUGCGCUCUCGUUUACGCCCGACGGAGCAUUCAUUGCCGGUGGAACAAAUGAGCGUAUACUCAUAUGGAAAACCGACGAUGUUAGCGUUCCUCGAGCGAUCUGGAUUCGGGGAGAUGACAAGGGGUGGCGAACACCACAGUCGCAAGACUCUGUACCCGAUGACAGCGAAGACCAAUUUUCAAUGUGCUGGGAUGCCAAGGGCCAGAGGCUUGCCUACGGGGUCAAUAGCCGGUUGGCUGUUAUCAACUUCCGCCGAUAA
Drepanopeziza brunnea f. sp. 'multigermtubi' MB_m1 is the source of this 1791-nucleotide messenger RNA. RefSeq lists its product as uncharacterized. The record is from RefSeq and is a predicted model, not a curated record. Gene Ontology annotation, cellular component: Set3 complex. NCBI's taxonomy places the organism in Eukaryota, Fungi, Ascomycota, Leotiomycetes, Helotiales, Drepanopezizaceae. Gene Ontology annotation, biological process: regulation of transcription by RNA polymerase II. Gene Ontology annotation, molecular function: protein binding; transcription corepressor activity.